Molecule: messenger RNA, 1767 nt
Organism: Hypoxylon trugodes
Lineage: Eukaryota; Fungi; Ascomycota; Sordariomycetes; Xylariales; Hypoxylaceae
Exons: 4
Coding region: 238-1620 (460 amino acids)
Molecular function (GO): molybdenum ion binding; pyridoxal phosphate binding; catalytic activity
Source: RefSeq, a predicted model, not a curated record
GUCUCAGAUGUUUCGUUUUGAAUUAUUGACGAUGCAACCAUUUUUGAAACACUCUUUUCUUCUUUUCAACUUCAACUCUUAAGACUUGAUAACGAUUUUCAUUUUAUUAUUCUUGCAUGAUAUUAUACCUUUUUACCUUAGACUCUUCGGAAGUUUAAGAGGCUCCUUGCUGGUCAAGUAGCAUCAUAAUAUUCUCAAGCCAAGACCCGUCACUUACUAGUAAUCCCACGUGUCGCCAUGGAUCAAGAUCUAUCCUUGCUGUCGACAUUCAAUGUCGAUGCCGGCGGCAUGUUUCUCUUAAUGGUUACUAUAUGUGCCUUCUUAAUACCGGUAGUUGUGAUUUUGCCCCCAGUCGGGCUACAAAAGAGCGAUGCGCUAGUUCAGACACACACAAAGGCCGGAGUUGAAGGAGCAAGGAGCAACUUAAAGAAACAAUUCUCAGCCGAACAUGGGCCGGUAGCUGGCGAGCCAGCGAAGGUCCGGAGCUUGGUCAUCUACCCAGUCAAAUCAUGCAAGGGUAUCGAAUUGACGAGGAGCAAAGUAUUCCCGACGGGGCUCCAGUUCGACCGCCUGUUCACGUUCGCUCAGCUCAAGAGCCCUUUUCCUGUGGCUGUGGAUUCGACGGAUGAGGAGAAAUCAAAGCACAAAUGGGAAUUCAUCACGCAACGACAGUUCGCUAGGCUGGCUAAUGUCACCGUCGAUCUUUGGUUACCGGAUGAGAUGAAACUACGCAAGCAGUCAAUGAAAUCCACCGAGGCGUUCCUAAUCCUCCGGUUCCCCUGGAAAGAGGACGGAUGGCGCGGAAUCUGGUCGACUAUCACAGCCAAGCUCAAUAGAGGCCGUGCUGCUGAGCCAGAGGUAGAAAUACUGUUACCGGUAGACUUUCCAUCGGAAGCCGAGAUUAAGGAGAACGGCUUCACGUUCGAGGAUGUCAAGAUCUGGAAAGACACGAUCAACGCCCUGAACAUGGAGAAGGAAUUGCCUAAAGAAUUGCAACGUUACUUAGGCGUCAGCAACAAGCUCGGCCUAUUUCGGCUUGACCCGGCUUCCUUACGUGAAGUUUAUCGGUGUGCUCCGACCAAGGAAGAUGCGGGCUACCAACCCGUUACGGGCUUCCAGGAUGCUUAUCCCCUCCAUUUAGUGAAUCUGAGCAGCGUUCAACAGUUCAGCUCAGAAGUACCUAAAGAUGAGAACCUCAAGGAGCUCGACGUUAUCAGAUUCCGACCGAACAUCAUUGGUGAGUCCCAACUAACUACAUCGGGAUACCACCCUGUCUCCGGCGCCCCGGUUUAUGAUGAGGAGACGUGGAAGCAGGUUCGGUUCAAGCCGGGAAACUCAGGCCUGUAUAAUGACGCCGUGUUCCACGUUUCGUGCAGGACGGUUAGAUGCAAAAUGCCCAAUGUCGACCCAGCCACCGGUUUCCGCCAUCCGAGCGAACCUGACAAAUCGCUCAGAGGAAAGCGAGCCGUGGACGAAGGGGCGCCGCUGAACGGCUGUCUGGGCAUGCAGCUUACCCCUCUAUUCGACGCCAGCCUAGGUGAAGAUCGCGAAGCUUGGAUCGCAGUUGGCAUGACCCUCGAAGUCGAAGAAAGGGGAGAGCAUGUGUAUAUCAAACAGUAGUGGGAACCACUCGUGUCUCUUUUACCAUCUUAAUGUAUAAAUACCUACCUUGUAACAAAUAGAAAAACUGGGAGUGGCUAGUGUAAGAAAGAUAGCAACACUUAGAAGCUAGAAGUGUAUCAAUCCGUUCAAUACCCCCAUGUAAAA